UUGGGAGUUGUAGUACGAAUCCAGUCAGGGUUAGAACCAUGUCGGUGACCAAGGAGCUCUUACAGAUGGACUUGUACGCGCUGCUAGGUAUUGAGGAGAAGGCGGCGGACAAAGAGGUGAAGAAGGCAUAUAGGCAGAAGGCCCUCUCCUGCCACCCAGACAAAAAUCCAGAUAAUCCCAGAGCAGCUGAACUCUUCCACCAGCUUUCUCAGGCCUUGGAGGUACUGACAGACGCUGCAGCCAGGGCCGCGUAUGACAAGGUCAGGAAAGCCAAGAAGCAGGCAGCAGAGCGGACCCAGAAACUAGAUGAGAGAAGGAAGAAAGUGAAGCUUGACCUAGAGGCCCGGGAGCGGCAGGCUCAGGCCCAGGGCAGUGAGGAGGAGGAGGAGAGCCGGAGCACCAGGACACUAGAGCAGGAGAUCGAACGCCUUCGAGAAGAGGGUUCCCGGCAGCUGGAGAAACAGCAGAGGCUGAUCCAGGAGCAGAUACGCCAGGAACGGGAACAGAGGUUGAGAGGAAAGGCAGAAAAUCCCGAAGGCAAAGGAACUCCCAAGCUAAAGCUAAGAUGGAAGUGCAAGGAGGAUGGGUCAAAAGGCGGCUACUCCAGAGAUGUCCUCCUACAGCUUUUUCAAAAGUAUGGAGAGGUGCUCAACCUGGUGCUUUCCAGUAAGAAGGCAGGCACUGCCGUGGUGGAGUUUGCAACUGUCAAGGCUGCGGAACUGGCUGUCCAAAAUGAAGUGGGCCUGGUCGAUAACCCUCUGAAGAUUUCCUGGUUGGAGGGAUGUCCCCAGGGCAAGGACGGCCCUGACCGCCCAGGACUGUCACAGGCCUUCGGCUCUUCCAGUCACCACACCUCUGCCCACCCUCGCCCCAUUCAGAAGCUGGGAUCACUGGGAAACUGCUCCCUCAGCAUCUGUAGAACUUCCUCAAGGAGCGACAUCCCCAAGUCCACUUUGAAGGAAGAGAAGGGAUCGUUAGGGUCCAGAGUAGGUGUCUUCUGGAAGGGGGAAGUGUCCACAAGGUCCUCCUCGGAGUAUUCGUGGAGGGCGCCUGCCAGGGAGAGCGACGAGGGCAGCACGGCUGAGUAGGCAGCAGCGUAGGCAGGCGAGGGCUCCAGGAUGUUGGGGCAGCUGGAGCUCUC
This is a messenger RNA of Miniopterus natalensis, 1141 nucleotides long. The record is from RefSeq and is a predicted model, not a curated record. NCBI's taxonomy places the organism in Eukaryota, Metazoa, Chordata, Mammalia, Chiroptera, Miniopteridae.